Messenger RNA from Mesorhabditis spiculigera, 1656 nucleotides. Lineage: Eukaryota; Metazoa; Nematoda; Chromadorea; Rhabditida; Rhabditidae. The record is from the annotation of a GenBank genome assembly.
AUGGACCCGGGUGGCGGUGCCCUUGUGCAGCAGCUGCUCGACCCGCGCUCCCCCCUCAACAUCGAGGGACUAUUAGAUGCUGUCACGGCUCUCGUCAACGACUGCAAUUACCCGGUGCUGCGCAAAAUCAAGACAAUCGACCAAUUUGUGAAGAAAUAUGAGGGCCACGUCCGCCGAAUCUCCGAGAUGCGCCUCAAGGGCACGGAUUUCGAGCUGAUCAAGGUGAUUGGCCGCGGCGCGUUCGGAGAGGUGCAGCUCGUCCGGCAGACGUCGACACGCCAAGUCUACGCGAUGAAGCUGCUCAACAAGGACGAUAUGAUAAAACGCUCGGAUUCGGCCUUUUUCUGGGAAGAGCGUGACAUCAUGGCCCACGCUGAGUCCGACUGGAUAGUUCGGCUUCACUAUGCUUUCCAGGACGCCCGCUACCUCUACAUGGUGAUGGAGUACAUGCCUGGCGGCGAUCUCGUCAACCUCAUCACAACCUACGAGGUCUCCGAGAAAUGGGCUCGCUUCUACAUUGCCGAGCUCGUCGAAGCGCUGGCCGCCCUCCACUCGAUGGGAUACAUUCAUCGGGACGUGAAGCCGGACAACAUGCUGAUCGCCCGGAAUGGUCAUAUCAAGCUCGCCGACUUCGGCACGUGCGUGAAGAUGAACGCUAACGGGCGUGUGCAGUGCAGUACGGCAGUCGGGACGCCCGACUACAUUGCCCCCGAAGUUCUCUGCAAUCAGGGCCGCGAAGCCGAAUUUGGUGUCGAAGUGGAUUGGUGGUCUGUCGGCGUGUUCCUCUACGAACUGUUCGUCGGCGAGACGCCCUUCUACGCCGACUCCAUCGGCAACACCUACUCAAACAUCAUGAACUUUUCGACGACGCUCUCCUUUCCGGACGAUACACCGAUCAGCUCAACGGCAAAGAACCUGAUCCGAGCCUUCCUCUCCCGAGCGGACCAGCGUUUGGGGCGUGAUGGGGCCGGCUCGAUUCGGAAGCAUCCCUUCUUCCAGAAUGCCGAAUGGACGUUUGAAACUCUACGUGAUGCCCAGCCUCCAAUCGUCCCCGAACUUCGCGGCGACGACGACACCACAAAUUUCCAAGAGGUCGAGGCCGACAACGAUCAGGGCAACGACUUCCAGAUUCCGCGUGCCUUCACCGGCAACCAGCUGCCCUUCGUCGGCUUCACCUACACCAGUGAAUUGGGCCCCCUUCGCCAAUUUGCCGACGCCCUGAAGGACAAGAACGCGAACCCGGUGCAGGUUCAACAGCAGACCGCACAAAUUCGGCCUGACCCGGCGCUCACUGAUGAGUUGCGGAGGACGAAGGACGAGCUGGAGCGGACGAGGCGUGAGAUUCUCGAGCGCAGCGCCGACCUUGAGCACCAGCAACUCGUGCUCGAAAGGGCCAAGCAGCGCGGAAAUGAGAUAGAAUCGCAUGCUAACAAGCUGACUGAGCGGGUGCACGAGCUGGAGCGUGAGUGCGACGAUCUCAAGGUUCGACAGCGCGGCCAAGGGGAUCUCGAGGAGCGGGUACGACGUCUCGACACCGAGCUGAACGAGCAUCGCCUCAUGGCUGGCGCACUGGAGGCCAAGUUGGCGAAGAGCCUUUGGUAUUUCUUAUUUAUCUUGUCGGCGUUGUUGUUCUUCUCGAGUGUGUUGAUCUGCUAC